AUGGAUGCCAACAAGAUGAGAUGGACUGCGGGAAUCUUUACAUCCGAUAUCCAGAUCGACCGCUCCCAGGAAGCAAAAGUCGUGAGAAAGCUGGACCUGUAUAUCACACCCGUACUCUUCAUCGUCUAUCUCUCACGCUUUAUCGAUAGACCCAACAUCGGAAUUGUCAAAGUCGCCGGCAUGCCCGAAGAAAUCGGCGCCACCAAUCAACAAUACUCAACAGCCGUGUCCCUCUUCUUCGUAACCUACGUGCCCGUAGAAGUCCCAGCCGUCCUCCUCGUCAAACGCUUCGAACCCCGCUUCGUCCUGACAGCCCUCUGCGUAAUAUGGUCCGUCACGACAGUAGUCAACGGCUUAAUUCGCAAUGUCGGCGGCCUUUAUGCAUGCCGUUUGGUCCUCGGCGCCUGCGAGGGCGGUCUGCUCCCUUCUCUCAACAUGUACCUCACCAUGGUAUACAAGCGAGAUGAGAUUGCAAAGCGCACAUCUUACCUCGUCUCGUGCACGGCAUUAUACGGUGCUUUUGGAGGCUUGUUGGCGUACGGGUUGUUGCAAAUGGAGGGUGUAUGCGGGCACGUUGGCUGGAGAUGGGUGUAUCUCAUCGAAGGGGCGUUUAGUGUCAUAUGCGCCUUUGCUGUUUGGUUCGGUUUGUCUAGCGACGUUCGGAACGCGUACUUCCUCAAUGAAGAGGAGCGAGUGAUCAUGGAUAUGCGGCACCAAGAGAGAUUGGAUUACAUGGGUAGUAACGAGCUUGGUUGGAAGGAAGUCAAGCUCGCGUUCUUGGUACCGAAGACUUGGCUUAGCGCGUGGACACAAUUCUAUCAGAACAUUUUGACGAAUGGAUUCGGCACUUUCUUGCCCUCCAUAUUGCACGCUAUGGGCCACGGCACGCUGGCUAGCAACUCCUUGACAAUACCCGUGUAUUGCCUCGGUGCGCUGGCAUUCUUCACUUUUGCAUUUCUCUCAGACAAGUACGGAAAAUGCGGCAUGUUCCUCUUCAGUACCAACCUUGUAGGCGCAAUUGGCUAUGUGAUUUUGAUCGGCGUUAACAACAAUGCCGUCAAACACUUUGCCUGCUUCACUUGCGCUGUUGCAGUAUAUGAUGGCAUAGGGCUUAACCUGGCCUGGCUUAUCGUCAACACAGCACCACAAUAUCGGCGUGCAACGGCCAUUGGUAUUCAACAGACAAUCGGCAACUCAGCCGGUGCUGUAGCAGGCCAAAUCUACAGAAGUUCGCCGUAUGUUCUCGGGAAUGGGUCUUCACUCGGAGCCAUCUUUGUGGCAGAGUGA
Molecule: messenger RNA, 1287 nt
Organism: Colletotrichum godetiae
Lineage: Eukaryota; Fungi; Ascomycota; Sordariomycetes; Glomerellales; Glomerellaceae
Product: major facilitator superfamily domain-containing protein
Exons: 5
Coding region: 1-1287 (428 amino acids)
Biological process (GO): transmembrane transport
Cellular component (GO): membrane
Molecular function (GO): transmembrane transporter activity
Source: RefSeq, a predicted model, not a curated record